AUGGACGGCCUCGAGGGUCUGGAGGACUUGGAGUUUCUAUCGCUUGUCUCCAAAGUCGUGAGCGAGCUGCAAAACCAUCUGGACGUCGAGAACAAGGACCUGGCCGAGUUCCUGAUCGCAAAACGAACAGAAUGCCCCAACCUAGCCGAAUUUAAGGCCACCAUGACCGGCAUGAGUGCCGCACUCUGGCCAGACAGUCUUCUCGAGAGUGUGGACCGCCUGGUCCAAACCAUGCAUCCCAAAUUCAAGGGCGCGACGAAAGAGGAUCACACCCACGACGCACAGCCAGCAGCACGAUCGCUGCAGCAGAAGGAGACGCUGUUCCCUGGCAUGGUCAUCCCAGACAGCACCAUCGAAGACUCCUUGUCCCUCCUGGAAGAACUGGAGCCCAAAUCACACGCUGCGAGACCCGACCGAUCGUUGAGAAAGCGUUCUCGAAGCCCGCACGACGAGUAUAUGGAUUCUAGGCAUGCGAGAAAGGAGAGGCGGCGGUCUCGAGACGACGACGAAUACCACAGAGGCCGAAAGGAGCGAAGGAGCAGACGAGAGCGUAAAUACGACACCGAGGACAACGACACGCUACGUCGUGCCCCGGAGGCAGAGAUUGACGAUGCUCCUGUACUAUACAAGGUGUAUGAUGGCCAUGUGACUGGUAUCAAAGACUUUGGCGCCUUCGUCAACCUACACGGGGUACGGGGCAAAGUCGAUGGCAUGGUGCAUAUAUCCAACCUGGUUCAAGGGCAGAGGGUCAACCAUCCCUCGGAUCUUCUUUCGCAGGGCCAGCAGGUCAAGAUCAAAGUCACCAAAAUCGAGGGCACUCGAAUCGGACUCUCCAUGAAGGACGUGGAUCAAGAGACUGGCGCGGAUCUGGCGCCGCAAGCACGUAUAGGGUCGGGUGCAAAUAUGGAGAGCCUAGGUGGCUCAGGUGCAAAUAUGAUAAGCCUGGGCGGCAGAAACGGCUUCGGCGGAAGGCCAGACGACAAUUUGGCCGCUCUUUCAGAAUAUACUGGUCCCCCGAGACGGCAUAAGAAGCGGAUGACUUCACCAGAACGCUGGGAAAUUCGACAGCUCAUUGCUUCGGGUGUCGCGAAAGCUUCAGACUAUCCUGAGCUCGAGGAAGACUACAACGCCACCCUCAAGGGCGAAGGGGACAUGGAGCUCGAGGAAGAAGUCGACAUCGAGGUUCGCGAAGAGGAGCCACCAUUUCUUGCAGGGCAAACUAAGCAGUCUUUGGAGCUGUCCCCAAUCCGGGUAGUGAAAGCUCCGGAUGGAUCUCUCAACCGCUCAGCCAUGUCUGGGACCACGCUGAUCAAAGAGCGAAGAGAGCUGCGCCAGCAGGAGGCCGAGGCGGCCGAGGAAGAGUCCAAGGUUGAUCUGUCAGCACAGUGGCAAGAUCCAAUGGCGAACCCCGACAGUAGGAAGUUCGCCAGCGACCUACGAAACACGAAAGCAAACGCAGCAUCGGCAGAAGCCGUGCCCGAAUGGAAACGCGCCAUCGUAUCCAAAGACCAAUCCUUCGGGAAACGUACGACCAUGUCUAUCAAGCAACAAAGAGAAAGCCUGCCUGUAUAUGCCUUCAGAGAUCGGCUCAUCGACGCUGUGAGGGAGAACCAGAUCUUGAUUGUGGUUGGCGAGACAGGCUCUGGCAAGACUACGCAACUCACACAGUAUCUGGCUGAAGCUGGUUUUGCCAACGAUGGCAUCAUAGGAUGCACGCAGCCACGACGAGUGGCAGCUAUGUCCGUAGCCAAGCGCGUUGCUGAAGAGGUCGGUUGUGAACUUGGCCAAGAAGUCGGUUACACCAUUCGAUUCGAAGACAAGACGAGCCCGGCCACGAGGAUCAAGUACAUGACGGACGGUAUGCUGGAGCGUGAAACCCUGGUGGACCCGGAUGUGAAGAGGUACUCUGUCAUCAUGCUGGAUGAGGCCCACGAGCGUACCAUCUCGACCGACGUCUUGUUCGCACUUCUCAAGAAGACCCUAAAACGUCGGCCUGACCUCAAAGUCAUCGUCACAUCCGCUACCCUCGACGCUGACAAGUUUUCCGCCUAUUUCCACGAAUGUCCCAUCUUCACGAUACCGGGUAGAACGUUCCCCGUCGAGAUUCUCUAUUCCCGAGAACCUGAAUCCGACUACCUUGAUGCUGCCUUGGUCACGGUCAUGCAAAUUCACCUGACAGAACCUAGUGGUGACGUACUAUUAUUCCUGACUGGUCAGGAAGAGAUUGAUACCGCAGCCAGCAUCCUAUACGAACGCAUGAAAGCUCUGGGGCCAAAUGUUCCUGAGCUAGUCAUAUGCCCAAUCUACUCUGCCCUCCCGAACGAGGUGCAAUCCCGCGUGUUCGAUCCCGCACCACCGGGCAGCAGGAAGGUUGUCAUAGCCACCAACAUUGCCGAGACAUCGAUUACGAUCGAUGGAAUUUACUACGUGGUCGACCCGGGCUUCGUCAAGCAGAACAGUUACGAUCCCAAGCUUGGAAUGGACUCGUUGGUAGUGGUUCCAAUAUCGCAAGCUCAGGCUAAUCAGCGUGCCGGCCGUGCUGGUCGAACUGGUCCUGGAAAAUGCUUCAGGCUCUACACAGAAGCAGCCUAUCAGUCGGAAAUGCUACCAACUACGCCGCCAGAGCUACAGCGCCAAAAUCUGGCUCAUACUAUCCUCAUGUUGAAGGCGAUGGGCAUCAAUGAUCUUCUCCACUUCGACUUCAUGGACCCUCCUCCUACCAACACCAUGCUCGAAGCGCUAGAAACUCUCUACGCUCUGUCCGCGCUGGAUUCGGAGGGUUUGCUCACACGGCUAGGCCGCAAGAUGGCCGACUUUCCCAUGGAGCCUGCUCUAGCCAAAGUUCUCAUAGGAUCUGUUGAAAUUGGCUGUUCGGACGAAAUCCUAAGCAUCGUUGCAAUGCUCAAUCUUCCCAAUGUCUUCUACCGUCCAAAGGAAAAGCAAACACAGGCCGAUCAGAAAAAGGCCAAGUUCCAUGAUCCACACGGGGAUCAUCUUACACUUCUCAACGUGUACAAUGCCUGGAAGCAAAGUGGCUUUUCCGCUCCUUGGUGCUUCGAGAACUUCAUCCAGGCCCGCUCCAUGAAGCGAGCGAAAGAUGUCCGCGAUCAGCUGACGACAAUCAUGAAGCGAUAUCGUCAUGCUAUCAUGUCCUGUGGGCGUGACACCCAAAAGGUCAGACAAGCCCUAUGCUCCGGCUUUUUCCGCAACUCGGCCAGAAAGGACCCCCAAGAAGGCUUCAAGACACUUGUUGAAGGCACCCCAGUGUAUCUGCACCCAAGCUCCGCGCUGUUCGGCAAGCAAGCCGAGUGGGUGAUUUACCACACCUUGGUCAUGACAUCCAAGGAAUACAUGCACUGCACGACAGCCAUCGAGCCAAAAUGGCUUGUCUCGGCAGCGCCGACCUUCUUCAAGGUUGCUCCCACCGAUAAGCUCAGCAAGAGGAAGCAGGCUGAACGGAUUCAGCCCCUGUAUAACAAGUACGCCGCAGAAGACGACUGGAGACUCAGUGCUCAGCGGAAGGGCGGAAGGGGUGGUGGAGGUGGUGGCACUUGGGGCUAG
Messenger RNA from Anthostomella pinea, 3561 nucleotides. NCBI's taxonomy places the organism in Eukaryota, Fungi, Ascomycota, Sordariomycetes, Xylariales, Xylariaceae. The record is from the annotation of a GenBank genome assembly.